Trichosurus vulpecula (common brushtail) is the source of this 1064-nucleotide messenger RNA. RefSeq names its product transmembrane protein 88B (gene TMEM278). The record is from RefSeq and is a predicted model, not a curated record. The coding region runs from base 1 to 588 and encodes 195 amino acids. Gene Ontology annotation, biological process: negative regulation of canonical Wnt signaling pathway. NCBI's taxonomy places the organism in Eukaryota, Metazoa, Chordata, Mammalia, Diprotodontia, Phalangeridae. The transcript has 2 exons. Gene Ontology annotation, cellular component: plasma membrane. Gene Ontology annotation, molecular function: PDZ domain binding.
AUGUCCGAAGCUGAGUUGGAGGCUGAAGUGGAGGAUGGGGUGUCCGACACUUCACCCAUGCUGCCUGGGCCCCCCUCACUCCGCCUGAAAGUUCCCCACCUUCGCCCAGAGCCCCUGGGUCCUGCUGGGCGCUGCCUCUGGGCACUGAUGCUGGCCAUUGCCAACCUGACUCUCCUCUUUCUCCAUUUGCUGCUACCCAUUGCUGUGUUCUCUCUGGCACUGCUGCCAUCGGCUGCUGUGGUCUAUCUGGGCUUCCACUGUCACUCUAGGGUGCUGCGCUCGGAUUCCCGCCCGUGCCGGGCCCUGCUAGACGACCGCAGCUCGUCCGCGCUCAUUGUCCUCGGCUUCCUGACGCUGCCCCCUCUGCUGGUGCUGGCCUCUGCUGCCUACGGCCGUCUGAUCCGCCGCCUGUGCCCGCUGCUGCCGCUGCCGCCACCGCCCUGGGCCGCAGCCUGCGCCCGAGGCUCCUCAACCAAGCCCCAGGGAAGCUGCCUAGAAACCCAGGGAAGCUGCCUAGAAACCCAGAGAAACUGCCUAGAAACCCAGGGCAGGUGUGAGGGUGACAGCCAAGCCCGGGAUUGGGUGUGAGGUCCUGAUCAAAGAGCCGCAGCGCCAGGUCCCAGAGACACUUUCUGCCCCAAGUUUCUGAACACCCCAGUUCAGGUCGUCCCAGUUCCCCACGAUGGGAUCCCAAAGCCAUCUCUUAUUCUCCAUUUCCAGAUGCUGGCGGCCCCCAGGUCCCAUCCCACCUCAAACCCUAUGCUUUGUCUCCUGGAAGUCCUAGGUCCUGCAUCUCCCUGCUCAGGGCGGUCUAGGACCCCUCCUCUCUGGAAGGGACUGAGUCCAUAAUCCAAGUCUUCUCCUCACCAGAAGAACCCAGGGUCAAAUUUUCAGUCUCAACACAAAUAUUCCCCAAUGAAAAUCCUAGGGUUUCCUACCCCUACCCUCAGGGGACCUAAAGUCCCUUGCUUCCCAGCAAGGUGUCACAUACUUGAGAACCUCAGGAGGUCCAGUAGCUUUGCCCUUGCUGACGACCUUGCCCCCAUCUCCCUCAUCAAUCCAUU